ACUACUGCAUGAGUAACCUUGUAAAGGCGGCUCUCCUAGUGAAAAGUCGUCCAACUUAGUUACCGGUAGUCUCUCGCCAUUCUAAAUCUUCUAUGAAGGCACAUGUUGACUUUUGGAUAGCUUUCCACCUUUUUUACUUUUAAUAUCUAUUGCGGUAUUAGGGCGGCUUGCCCUGCGGUCCUUGCGGGCGUCCACGCUUGCCAUUAAAUCCACCGCGUACAGACCUUCAGUUGCCAGGUUACGCCGGCCGUGUUAAGCCGUCACUCCUGAUCAUGUCGCAGCGGCAAUUUCCUCGCGACCAGCAGGCCCAAGGCAGCAGCAGUAGCAGCCCUUCUCCAGCUCCUGACUGCCUUCCUGGCAACGUUAAGGCCUGCUUGCGGCGAUUGCCAGCUGCGGCCCAGCGGUUUCUCACCAUCCAGGGACAGACCUCUCUUUUGGCGCGGAGGGCUGCUGACGACCUGCUACGGUGUCUAAACCCCGUGGGUGGAUACGCAGAUAUGCUUCCAAAUUCAAGGUCUCAGGCGGCUAAUGAGGCGGUUGCAGCAGUGCUUGCGGAUGGAGCCGUCAGCGUCGCGCUACUGCGGCUGGUGGCAGUUGCAACACGCCUGACACCGGCUGAGCUGUGUCCCGCCCUCAACGAUAAGAGGACUCAAACAGUCUGCGCACGCGCCUUCCUUACAAGCGGUCAUCUUGUAGGGGAAUUACUGCAGCGAUGGUCCAAGCCUACACCGCAUGUAGUCGACUUUGCCCGCAAGCUGCUGCGCAUGCAGACGCUGCAAGCGCUCAGCCGCCAGCUGGCUGCGGCCGCCGAUGCCCUCCUGGCAGCACGAAGCGCGCAGGGUCAGUCGCCCGACCAAGAGCAGCAGAUGGCUAUUGAUGCCGUGCUGUACCAGGCUCUUAACGUCGUCUGCCUGUCCUGCAGCCUACUGAAUGGCUUAAUCGUCAGUCCGGCGGCUACGCAUUACUUCACAGAUCUCGUGACGGCCCUGCACGGCAGCUGCGUCUUGGAGCACUCGGCCAGGCUGCUGCUCCUGGUGGAAGUGGCGGAGCGUGCAGAAUUAGAGCGGGCAGUUAAGGGGCCAGCUAAGCAGGAGGAGGCGCUGGGUGGAAACCCCUAUCAAGCAGUGCACGACUUCUUUCAGGCGUUUAGCAGCUGCGUGCUGCUAUUCCAGAUGGCUACCGCAGCUAUGCCUGCAUCACCCACAUGCGCCCAGCUACGCGAGGUGCUGUCCGGCCGGUGCACGCAGUACGCAGCUGUCGGACACGGG
Astrephomene gubernaculifera is the source of this 1268-nucleotide messenger RNA. Lineage: Eukaryota; Viridiplantae; Chlorophyta; Chlorophyceae; Chlamydomonadales; Astrephomenaceae. The record is from the annotation of a GenBank genome assembly.